AUGGAUCUGUCGGAUGAUGUAUGGAAUGUCAUCUUCAGUUACUUGGAUGUUAAAGCACGGGCUAAUAUUGCCUCUGUUAAUAGAAGGCUCAGUUCAUUGUUUUCUACAUGGCUUGAUGUUACAAUACUUUCUAUCAAAGAAGAUACUUUGUGUAUUGCCGGUGAAAUUUUUAAAUGUACUACAAAAUGUGAUCUGAAGGCAUAUGAGAAUUAUCUACGACAGUUAUCUCAAAUUGAACAUCUCAGCGUUCUCACUGUAGCAAGUUCUGUGCUUAACUCAUUGAGUUUAUCAUGCUUGGAUGCAUUAUUCACGAAGAAACUACGUAAAUUACGCAUAUUGCAACGUUAUGAUGAAUUGAAAACAGUACGAAAUGUAUUACGUCAAAGUCAAUUGACGCAAAUUAUUAUGGCGCCAUUAACUUCCAUACAACUUAGCGGUAUUGUAUUGAAACCGGAUAUAUUCAGUAAAUUAUGUGAUGCACUGAAACAAACUCUCACUGAAUUGCUCAUAUCCGGUGUGUUAUGUAAUUCACCUGAUUUUGAUCGGUAUAUCUCGGCAAUUGGUACGAAUUCUGUACAAAUUCUACAUGUUCGAAAUUCUUUAAGAUGAAUGUUAACUCAAUUGAAAGUACUCGAUAUUCCACCAUCACUCUUCUCAUGUUGUCAUCGUACUUUACCACAAAAAAUGGCCAUUCUAAAAACAUUAAAUUUGAAAAAGAUCUCCGUUUACGUGCACUAUUACAGCGCAUCAAAUAUUGCUAAUUUCUUGAAUACUAUGCCAAAAACAUUGAAAGAAUUGGUGUUAUUUCGCACCAGUGAAUUGGAUCAAAUAACAUGGUCAAGAGAUUUUGAAAAAUUACCAUAUGAGGUUUAUCUUUGUCGUCUCGAUGAUAUUAUUUUUGAACCACCAUGGAUGUGUCAUCGAAAUGAACUUCUUAGUCAUACACUAUGGUUACCGCCAUAUAAUUUUACUCAUAAUUUCUCGAGAACAAAUCUUCCAACCGAAUGGUAUCAGGAUGUGUUAACUACGAUUAGAGAAGUUAAUGAAUAUCAGGAAUUGGUUACAGCUCGAUCAAAUUCCAUUUCAACAAGUCAAAGUGCAUUUCCUAAUUUAUCUUCAAGCGAUGAAAGCUCAACGGCUAUAAGUAGCGCUAGCACAGACAUAAUCCAAUCUUUUGCGGAAGAUCGCCGAGGAUGA
Molecule: messenger RNA, 1197 nt
Organism: Acanthocheilonema viteae
Lineage: Eukaryota; Metazoa; Nematoda; Chromadorea; Rhabditida; Onchocercidae
Source: the annotation of a GenBank genome assembly